AAGAAAAAAAACAAUAGUCAAAAAUGGCGGCCAAGUCAAAGAAGCGGCUGUCUAAAAUUGAAAAUAAGUUAUUAAAAUUAGAAAAAUUAGAAUUAAAAGAUGUAUUUUGUUCAAUUUGUCAAUCUAUUUUAAUAGAACCAGUAACCCUGCCGUGUUUUCAUGAUUUUUGUCAUCGAUGUUUUAAUGGCAGCAUAGAAAAUAAUGCUUUGUGUUGUCCUCUAUGUCGAUUACGAAUUGGAUCCUGGCUAAGAACAGCAACAAAACAAAAGAAUUUGGUGAACGUUGAACUUUGGAAUUUUAUUCAAUCGAAAUUUCCUCAAGAAAUUGAAAUUAAAACGAAAGGAGAAGAUAUCCAUUUGCCAGAAGAAACACCAUUGCCCCGUCUAAGUGAGCCUGGAGAAAUAAGGUCAGAAUAUGAGGCUGAACUGAGGCGGCUCAGAGAUGAGAGGGUUAGAUUAGAGCAAAAGCAUAUACAGGAGACUGAACUAUUAAUCAAGAAACUUCAAUCUGAUGAGGAAGAAGCCCAUAAAAAGUAUUUAGAGAACUUAAAACAAGAUGAACUGCUAGCACAACAAAUGCAGCAAGAUCAUGUUAAAGACAAUGUACCACCACCAAACACUCCUAGGAAACUAAAUGUUAAAGCAACAGCUGCAAAACCUAGACUUAAAGCUACUAAAAUUGAUAGUUAUUUAUCUAAAUUACAAGUACCCACCAAUAAAGAUAGUUCACAAAUAAAUAAUGAAGCUAAUGAUAACACCAGCACUGAUGGAUCCACUCCUAAAGCUCCAACAGUCAAGCCUAUGAAUGGAACUUCGCCAGAAAUGGUGCCAAGUUAUGGAAAACUAAUUAAAAGCUUUAUAGAUAAAAAAAAUAAACUUGGCCCUGGUUUAUGGAAUAAAGAAAAUGGAGAAAGUGUUAAAGAAAAGAAAGAAGACCCUAAAAGCACUGAUAAAGAAGUAAGCAAUUCAGAAGAUAAGGUGAAAUCAAAAAACUCAGUUCCUUCCCUCCUUGUGUCCUUGCCACUGCCAUACACUGGAAUACUACAACACAAAAUAAAUGCAGCUGAAAACAGAAACCUCGAAACUGGAAGUGUUGACUCUAUGCGACAAGAGUUGUGUUACUUCAAACCUAUUGAAUCAACUACACCAACAAGUUUCAACACAGGUAAAACCCUCCCGCUCCGCGUUCCAGGCGUGCGAGUGGACAAGGAGGCGUCGUCGUCACGUACGGAGCCUGUUCCAAGCCGUGCGCAGUAUUUGGAGGGACUUUGUCGCCUCAGAAAUAUGUCCUUAGCUAAAAACUUACCAUCUGCCUUUGUUAUUGCACUAAAUAUCCUUAAAGUUAAAAAGGAAAACCCCGGCAAAUGCGAGACAAACAGAUCAAAAAUAAAGAAAACUGCAUCAACCAGUCCUUGCGUUGCACCCCUGCCUAUCAAACGAAACAUUAAUAGAAAUAAACAAACUAUUCACAUUGAUGGCAUUGCUAAAUUGAAUAAUGAAACUAAUCUUAGACGCACUAGAUCUAUGGGAAGUAUUACAAAAGAUGAAAAUGAAACAACACCAAAAAAAGGCAAAAUGAAGCAGAGAAAAGUUUCAUCUGAGAGGAAGCCAUAUUUACGGAGUGAUUCCAAAAAGUCAAGUACCAAAAAGGAAUUAAACAGUCCACCAUUAAUUUCAGAAACAAUAAAUAACAAUAAGGUCAAUUUAGCUGUAAAAAAUUUGUCUAGUCCAUUAAAGAAUUGUGAUGUUAAGAAAAUACUACAAGAGCAGCUCAGAAUUGAAAAGUUGAUUGAACAGGAAAAGAAUGAUUUUGAAUUGGCGCGAAAGAUGGAAGCUGAGUGGAACGGCCGGAGGAAUCCUCGACGGUCCACCAUCAAACGCCAAGUGACCCUCAACUAUGCUCUCAGGCCCGCCAAAAAACUAAAGGUCUAAUGUAACUCCUUAGUCUUAUGAAAGCAUUUUUAGUUUAGACAAUUUAUGUGGUUGUUAAAUUAAUUUGUUUGUUAUUUUAUUUACAUCUGACAUCUGAAAGAUUCACUGUUAUUAGUUAGUUAGUAACAGAAAAGAAACCUCUCAGCUAUAUAUUUUAUUAUCAUAGUCAAUCCAAUUAAUUUUGUAUGACAGUGGCAAAAGUGCAUUGUAAAUAAGAAUGUACGAGCAGCGUCAUAUCAUAUCUUCAAAGUCGCUAUUUAUGAUUCUAUAAUUUAAAAUGUAUGCAGCUUCUAUUACUCACCGAUUACGUAUAUGUAAUGUAUAAGUAGGCAGAUUCUUCGGCUACCCAAACCUGUUGAUUGUAUUAAAAAGAAAAAUAUGAUUUUAUAGCACUAAAUGAAACACAUUAUACUAUUAUUACUUUGUUGCUUUCAUUCGAUGCUAUCAGAUUAGACAUUUGUGUUGGGUGUAUGUUAGAACUAAGAACAUCGUAAAAAUUGCUGACAAUACCUUUAUUAGUUUCAUCAAUCACAACAGAGAGUCUCUUUGAAAUAACAGAAGUAGAAUGCCAUUCAUUUUGGGAACCAUUUUUAUUUUGAAAUCAGAAUCAGAUGUUGAUUCAGAUAAGGUCGAGUCGAGAUCAAUUAGAUUCACUUGAAAUACUUAUAUAUUUAUGUGCGAUUGGAUUAGUAUGGACUUGGCAGUCAUAAAUUUAGGAAAUAUUUAAACUAUUCGGAAAUUUCAACUGGGUCAUAAUGUUUCUGUGCUAAGAUAAACUUAUAAAGGUAGCAUAUAUUAUAGGGUAUCAAAAUGUCUAAUCUCCAAUUAAUAAUAAUGUAAAAAUAUAUCCUAGUAUCCAUAACAAAAUAAUGUAGACGCAUUAUUGAAAUUAAUGUAAAUCGAAUUGAAGAAAUCCUCUAACUUACGUAAUCACUACAGCUAGAAACAGUUAUAACAUAAUAAAAAAGGCAUGGAUAUGGAUUAUAAUAACUUAUGUAAUAACAUUAUUUUAUACUUGUACUUACGUAAAUAUAAAGACUACGUAUAAAAUAAUGUUAUUUUGCUAUCGGUACCAGGGAGUAAAAUUACACACUUUGAUUUAAAUUUACUUUCAAUGCACGCUACUACAGAUGACGCCAAAAUUGGGCGAAAACUCGUUUUCUUAAAAGUAUUCGAAUUAAUAACAAACAAUGUGUGCAUGUGGGUUGAAGGCCUAUUCUUUUUCAAUUCAAGAGAUACACGAUUCAGUAAUAGAGUGUGUGCAACUACAGUGGAAGCGGGGCGGGCAACAGAAUCUGCUAGCGGGUAACACAAACAUACUUUUUGACUAGUCGAACCAACUGCGGACGGGGUGGGUGAGCGGAAACCGCAGUUAAAACUAAGCAAACGCUGACGCUGUUAUUGCAUACUAAGAGAUUGCCAGAACUCUUAAUUAUGACAUUACAGAUAAAAAGCGUCUAACCUUCGAUCUUAGUUCACACGCCAAAAAUAUGAAAUUCCAUAUUCAGGAUCCGUGAAUUUCUUUAAAACAUAAUAUUUUCUUAAUUAACUCCAUAUGUAGAUAACAAGUCUUGACGACUUUCUUCAGAAUUUACUAUUCAGAACCCAAGUUAGACCAUUAUAACCUUGUAAAUAAUUUCGCUGUAUGAGUCACCAGAAUGGGCCUUCAAUCCAUUUUAACACUUAAAAAUCCCAAGUACUUCAUAUUUUUUCUAUGGAACUUAAGUCAGCAGGAUAAAAAGGGAAACAAUUACUGUCUCAUGUUUUCGUAUUUAUGGCAGCAAUUAGGGUGAAAGCGCUCGCAAUAAUUUUUAUGGAAAUAAACGCUUUAAAAAAUGAUACAGCAUGAUAUCUAUUCAAGAUAUGCAUCAAUCUAUUAGAAUAUAACAUUAACUUGAUUCUGAAUAUCUGGAUUUCAAAGUGUUGUAUAAUGUAGAUAUCUUGUUCUCAGAUUCGAAAAAUAGGGAUGCUAUAUAUUAGUAUGUGAUUACUCGUCGACUACCGGCUGUUUGGCUAUUUGUAAGUAGACCCAUUAUCGCCUGGCUCUUUGACUGUAAAAGUUAGAAAGCUUUAUUGUAAUUGAUCGCUCGUAGUUAUUUCCCGCGUAUAGGUUUCAGAAAAAAAUGUUAUCUUAUCAGUAGACGCGGUCAGCGAUUUCGUCGAUGAUUCUCUUAUUUUCAUACUAUUAAUAAAACGGGUCAAGUGCGAGUCAAACUCGCAUUGUAAGUGUUCGUUCUGUUUAAUAACUGUAAUACAUGUAUUUUUUGUAAGAAAUACGCUAUGAAAAUAUACAAUUCUUUUGUA
Messenger RNA from Helicoverpa armigera (cotton bollworm), 4235 nucleotides. RefSeq lists its product as uncharacterized. The transcript has 7 exons. Gene Ontology annotation, cellular component: site of double-strand break; nucleus. The record is from RefSeq and is a predicted model, not a curated record. Gene Ontology annotation, molecular function: ubiquitin-protein transferase activity; nucleosome binding; metal ion binding. Lineage: Eukaryota; Metazoa; Arthropoda; Insecta; Lepidoptera; Noctuidae. Bases 24 to 1931 code for a protein of 635 amino acids. Gene Ontology annotation, biological process: double-strand break repair.